Molecule: messenger RNA, 165 nt
Organism: Morchella sextelata
Lineage: Eukaryota; Fungi; Ascomycota; Pezizomycetes; Pezizales; Morchellaceae
Exons: 2
Coding region: 1-165 (54 amino acids)
Source: RefSeq, a predicted model, not a curated record
AUGGAAAGAUGGUUCCUCCUCGCUGUCCUCCAGACAGGAAGAAUGUGGGGUGCAGGCCGAGCUUCUUCGCAGACUCAUUGGGUCGGUGCUGGCCUGAACCUGCAUAGAUGUUCGGAGGUGGGGACAGUUGCAUGCAGACGAGAAUACGUCGAGAAGCCGACAUAG